This is a messenger RNA of Frieseomelitta varia, 3031 nucleotides long. RefSeq lists its product as uncharacterized. The record is from RefSeq and is a predicted model, not a curated record. Lineage: Eukaryota; Metazoa; Arthropoda; Insecta; Hymenoptera; Apidae. The coding region runs from base 1034 to 2827 and encodes 597 amino acids. Gene Ontology annotation, cellular component: cilium. The transcript has 12 exons.
GGCAUCUAUUGUUCCUAAGUCAGGCAAUGGGACUGCGUGUUGUUUCUCGAGUGCGAGGACCGCGCGAAUUAAAGGAGAAACGGCUGAACCGAUCGAUCAUCAUUAGCGAGGGUGAAGGGAAAACGAGGAAGCCCGGUGGCAUGCACGCAUAACACGCCGGAUUAACAUACUUAAUCAAGCGUGUUGCCGCGAAGGUAGGCGGUAGAUUGAACGAGUAGCCGAGUGAACGACGAUGCAGCAGCCCCGGCUCCGUUUUCAGUUUCCGAUUAUUUUUGGCAGCAAGCAGAGCGGGCAUAGCUCUCGCCUAAAAAUGCUUGCGACCAAUGGCGAGUCGUCAUUGGUCGGCCGCUGCCACGUGAACAGCCUACGACGGAGGUUCACGACGUUUGCUAGGGAUCCACGAUCGCACAGUCAGCUGCCUAAGGUCCGGUUGGCCAGUCGCAGCCAGCAAAAGUUCUCUUCGCAAAGGUAGACAGGUGUGUUAGCAGCCAGGUACCACGAUGGCGGACGAUGAGAGGAAACGGUCGGUGAAACGAAAUGUAAGCAGACGUUUCACCUUGAAGAAGUUAACGGAGGGGGUUGCGAAGUUGAGGAUAAAUUCUGGUCGGUACUCUACGAUACACCGUCGAACAUAUGUGGUCAUAGUUACCACCGAUUUCGAGCCCCUUUAGCAUGACUUAGGCAUGCGCAAAGUUCACGACGGUCAGCGUUAUUGAGUGGCCGCUGCGUAAAAAUAUACGUGUAGCAUGUCUGCGGUAUAUAUCGGUCGAUUCUAAGGACAUUGUCCACUCUGUGAACUCGCUUGCAUGAUCGCGCGAGCCUGUUAGUAACAUCGUGGCCACCGUGCCAGGCGCUCUUAUCAUCUCAUCCUUCUCCUAAGCUCAGGUCACUGAUUCAUGAUCUAGUUAGAAAAAGAGAAAAAUAUCAGAUUAAAAGGUUUGAAAAAUAUCAGCUGUACUCUAGCUAGUGUACUUGCUCAGUGCUUGAAAAAUGCGCGAUAGAAAUAACCGCAAGACUUGCUGAAAGGGACGACAUGCCAGCUGGAAUUUCCGCUUUGGCGCCAACAGCCAAUGGAGAUCCUUUCGAUCUCGAACGAAAGAAUUCUCCAGCGUUUACCAUUCUCCAGAAAGAUGGGCUAGACACCAAUCUACCUCUUCUUCAUGUGAACGGCGGUGACGAGACGAAUCGAUCGGACGUCGACGAUCGUCUGGAAAAUGUUAAGAACAACAACCUGUUAGACCGAAAACGCAUCAGCAGAUCGAACGACCAUUUGGUCCAGUCGAAUUUACAAUCGAGCCAAGUGAAUCCAUUGAGGAGAGAGGCACGAAGCAGAAGUCAGGAGAGCUCACGCUCGGCGGACAGGAUACCAGCAAUAAAACCGAGCAUGACUCUGUCCACGGAAGACUUUAACGAAGUUCUAAACGCGAAGCUGAAGAAACUUCAAGAACAGGCGCAAGAGAAGGAGGAGCAACGUAAGAGCGCGAAGAGGAGCCAAACCUUUCGUAAAAAGCCAUUCAUCACCACUGUAAAGACUGGCGAAUUUCUAAUGCCACCGCCGGAAGUCGCUGCUCUUCUUGGUAUUGCAACGAAUACCAACGAUACCGAGGACAUCGAUGUUUGUCCUUUGCGGUCAAAGUUCAAGUCGCUCGCGUCGUUAGCCAAGAAACCGGAAGUACGUCAUAGCAGCCACAUUGCAAGGUGUCCGGCUGCUCUCAAGGCCACUGUUGACUUUACCCUCGGAAUGAUGAACGCGACGACCAUGGCUGCCUCGACCUUGGAUGAUCGAACUAAGACCGCUAAGAGAAACGACGCGACUGAUCAACCGAUUCCUUUCGGGAAUAUCAUGUUUGAUCGGCGUGUCGUUCGAGGAAGCACGUAUGCCACUCCUCCUAUUCUCAUCGAUGGAGAGCAAUCGAUAGCAGCGAGGCAAGCGGAAGCCAGAAGGAGGAAUUUGGCUAGGAAACGAGCUCAGGCACAAGCUACUAAAGCUCUGGUUGCUAGGCUAGGCUCGCCACCGCCGGUUCCUGGCCGUAAGCAUGAGCCGGUGCAAACAGAAGUUUACCUUGAAGAGUUGUUUGAGAAACCAGAUGAAACCGAUACUGCGACACAGACUGAUUACUUCCUAGAUAGACCGCCAACACCGAAAUAUUGCCCAGAUAAAGUUGGUCAAGAUGCUUGUACACAGAUUGAACCUGGUGAUUUGUUCGACUUCGACUACGAGGUGCAACCGAUACUCGAGGUACUCGUUGGUAAAACCAUAGAACAGGCAUUAAUAGAAGUUCUUGAAGAAGAAGAGAUUGCUGCUUUGAGGGAACAACAAAGAAAGUUCUUGGAAUUACGCGCUGCGGAAAAAGCUGAGGCGCGGAGACUGGAAGAACAAGAACGAAGACUAAGAGAAGAAAAGGAUCAACGAUUAAAACAACACGAGGACGCGAUGGUAGCUCGAAAGGAAACGGAAGAACGAAUCGCAGCAGCUACCCUUCUAACAGGAUAUAUAGCUGAUCUUCUUCCAGCGGUUCUCGAAGGAUUGAAGAUAUCCGGGUUUCUGUUGGACGAAAUCAAGGCUGAUGUCGAAGAAGGUUUUAUGCCAUGGUUGAUGAAGGAAGUUAAGAAAGAAAUGGGCUAUAUGAUCGAGAGCAAGGAAUUACUUAUGGAUAUCGUCAGAGAAAUUAUAGAAGACCGCGCCGAAACGUAUAAGAAACUUGGCGAAGAGUACGAUGCCUCUAAGACAAGGAAACCGUUGAUGGAUCACAUAGAAGAUGGUGGCAAUGAUCUAAAUUUCAUAAAUUACGAACCACCCGUUAUCAAGAAUACGGACGUCAUUUAAUCCCACCGAUACCACCUAACAUUUUUAUUCGUUCUGAGCCGAGGAAGAGCGACGACAAAUCGAUCAACAGAGCCGAUUGAAAUUCAGAGCGGAAUUUUCGAAGCGAUAGAAGCGCUUCGUGAAAGAUUCGUAUCGAUAAUUAGUUCCAUGCAAAGUAUUUCAAGUGAUGCAAAUAAACAAAACAUUUAUUACUUACAGAAGAAA